GCCAGACCCAGGACCCUUCAAGUGAUGAUAUGGUCAUUGGGGAAGGAAUUGUUGUGAAAAGAGCUAAGGUCAUGAGGUGCAACCACAGCAGUCCCUCAAAACUUGUCUGCGACCUCCUGUCCGUACUUUACACCAGAAGGGAGCUGGCCACAAUGUCCUUGACGGGGCAAAAGGGCAGUGCCAAAGAGGCUGUAAAGCCUCCUUUGCCUCCCAACGCACUCAAUGCCAUAUUUGACUACACACUUCAGAAAUUUCCUGGAGCGGAUGUGGCCACUCUGCGAGGAGCCAUCAGGAAUAAACUCAAUAACGAGAGCAAGGUGUUCAAGAAGUAA
Engraulis encrasicolus (European anchovy) is the source of this 332-nucleotide messenger RNA. RefSeq names its product BEN domain-containing protein 6-like. The coding region runs from base 30 to 332 and encodes 100 amino acids. Gene Ontology annotation, biological process: positive regulation of neuron differentiation; negative regulation of Notch signaling pathway. Gene Ontology annotation, molecular function: transcription corepressor activity; DNA binding. The record is from RefSeq and is a predicted model, not a curated record. NCBI's taxonomy places the organism in Eukaryota, Metazoa, Chordata, Actinopteri, Clupeiformes, Engraulidae. The transcript is spliced from 3 exons. Gene Ontology annotation, cellular component: nucleus.